This is a messenger RNA of Papaver somniferum (opium poppy), 1413 nucleotides long. Its product is annotated as disease resistance protein RPP8-like. Gene Ontology annotation, biological process: defense response to other organism. The transcript has a single exon. The coding region runs from base 1 to 1413 and encodes 470 amino acids. The record is from RefSeq and is a predicted model, not a curated record. Gene Ontology annotation, molecular function: ADP binding. Lineage: Eukaryota; Viridiplantae; Streptophyta; Magnoliopsida; Ranunculales; Papaveraceae.
AUGAUACAACAACAACAGCUGAGAAAUCAUUAUCCACAUGUUGAGGAUGAUCAUGACAUUAUCGGCUUGGAGGAGCAUACAAAGACGUUGCAGACUGAACUGAUGAAAGAUGAUGAACGUCGUUAUGUAGUAUCUAUCGUUGGUGUCGGAGGUCUGGGAAAAACAACUUUAGCCAAGAAGAUAUACAAACAUGAUAUUGUUAUGAGUCGGUUUGAUUGUCAUGCUUGGAGUUCUAUAUCUCAACAAUUUAACCCGGGAGAUUCUUUAUUACAAUUAAUAAAGACAUCGAUGAAUCUAGGUGACAAUGAGUUGAACAGGAUCAAAGAACUGAGCAUGAGAGAUCUCGUCGGAAAGUUGUACUUGUACCUCCAAGAUAAGCGAUACUUCGUAGUCUUGGAUGAUUUAUGGAGUUUCGAAGACUGGAAUACGCUAAGUCCUGCCUUUCCAAAUGGGAAAAGAGGAAGUAAAGUAUUGCUAACCACUCGAAACAAAGAAGUAGCUUCACAAGUAGAUCCAUGGAGCCUGCAACUCGAACCUCAUCUUUUAAAUGAUGAAGACAGCUGGGAAUUACUUUGUAAGAAAGCAUUUCCCAAGAAUAUGAGAGAUGUUGCUUGCUACCCCACAAAUCUGGAGAAAUUAGGAAAGGAUAUGGUGCGUAAAUGUGGAGGUCUGCCCUUGGCGAUCUGUGUUCUUGGAGGGAUAUUAGCAACAAAGAGGGCAGAGAUCAAGGAAUGGGAAUAUGUCAAUAGAAACUUCACCUCAAACAUUAAUAAAGGAAAAAAUGGAGGUGUGAUGGGUAUACUCGAAUUAAGCUACAAUGAUCUGCCAGUUCACUUGAAGCCAUGCUUUCUUUACUUAAGUCUUUCCCCAGAAGACUAUGUAAUUCCAAGAAAAAAAUUGAUCCAACUGUGGAUUGCCGAGGGCUUCAUACUACACAUGCAAGAAGAUGCACUAGUAACACCGGAGGACAUAGGGAAGAACCAAUAUUAUGCAGAGUUGAUUCAAAGGUGUAUGAUUCAACCCGACAAAGAUACUAAUCCAUGGAGGAAAAAAGCAUGUCGGAUGCAUGAUCUAAUGCGGGAUCUUUGUUUGUUAAAGGCGAAGGAGAUGAACUUCAGUGAUGUUUAUAAUGACCACAAUGAUGGGAUAACGUUAAAUUCUUCGAGAACUGAUACAUGUAGAAGGCUGCGGAGGUAUUCUCUCCAUCUUAAUGAUCAGGCGAAAAGGUAUGACAACCUUUACUUCAAUAAUUCAACUUGCGCACUUCGUACUCUUCUUGUCAACAAUCCACGGGGUAAUCCGCUAGCUCCACUGCAAUACCAAAACAUAAUACUACUUCAAGUUUUGGAUCUUGAAAAUGCUAAAAACUUUAGCACAAAUAUAACACAAGAAGUAAUGGCAACUGCAAGAUAA